CACGUUUAAUUAAUUACAGUGUGCAUCUGGCUAAAAAUAUCUUCCAUACGAUACGAAAUGUUAGUUUAAAUUUGGUUAGCUCCAGUUCAUUUGUGAGUUCUACUCAUCAGGCCCAGAUGUGUCUUGUCGGCAAUUCUAGCCAAAUACUAGCUCCAGCUAGGAUCUAAUAAUACAUGUAUGCAGCUACAUGCAUGUACGUUUUGUAAACGGUGCAAUGCUUCUGUACUUAGCUAUUUGUAAGUGUGGAUACUGUGAUGGACUAAUGAGAAAAAAAUCUGAUUUUAAGUAUGUACAGAUGUAAUGGAAUGUACAGAUAUAAUGGAAUGUACAUAUCUAUAUUUAUAGACUCUAUUUUUAGACUGUGGAUCUCAGAUAAGUCUGAGUCACAUGUGUUUUUUUGUCAGUUCUCUCAAUUUAUUGAUUUUAUUAAAAUGAUCAUGAGAGUUCUCAACCGAUAGACACUUAAAAUAUAGGCUGUUGCUAGUCUAGCCUAUCAGUCUAUCACAUUUGGUGGCAGCGGUUUUGGAAGCAAGAAGCUCCAGUGAAACUACGAGAUCGAGACUAUAUGACUGAACAAAGCCGGUGGACAGCAAGCACCUUGAGAUCUGGAAAGAUUUACAAGCAAGCAAAUAAACUAGAAGAUAUGACAUCAGGAGAUGAUCAUACCGAAAGGCCAGACCCAAUGGCAGAGAUGCUACAAUUGUUGAUGGAAGACCGCAGAAGGCACGAUGAAGAAGUUGCGGAGGAGAGAAGGCAGCGUGCCGAGGAACAAAUCCGUGAUAAAGAACGAAGGCUGUACGAAGACGAACGGCGAGAAAUUGAGAGUCAAAGACAGAUGGAACUGUUUCAAAGACUGCUCACAGGAAUACACAAACAAGGAGAAUCUGCAGAACGGCGGGCAGAGAAAGAUAGAGAGGUAAAGCUGACCAAGCUAGCAGAAACCGACGAUAUAGAGGCAUACCUUACAACUUUUGAAAGGAUGAUGACCUCAUAUGAAAUUCCAGCUGACCGAUGGGUGUACAAGCUAGCACCGCACCUGACUGGACAGGCGCAGAAAGCCUAUGCUGCAAUGCCUACAGACGAAGCAAUCGACUACGAAACAGUGAAAAAAACGAUUUUGAUACGAUACGAUAUCACGAAAGAAAGUUAUCGACAUCGAUUCCGAACCGCAACACGAAAAACGGGCGAGAGCAGUCGAGAACUGGCUACUCGACUCAAUGACCUGGCGAGCAAAUGGCUGCAGGAAUGUAAAACCGUAGACGAAGUUCGAGAUUUAAUUGUAAUGGAACAAGUGAUCGAUAUGUUACCGUUGGAGGUACGGAUUUUUGUCAAAGAAAGACAACCCGGCACGAGCGCUGAAGCAGCAAAACUUGCUGACGACUAUUGGCAAGCGAGGAAACCAUCACUCGGAAGACGAAUGGGACCACAAGCUGGUCUAAAAUUUUGCCAUACAUGUGGGAAGCAAGGACAUCUGUCGAAAGACUGUAGAAACAAAACACCGGGGAAACCCGACUGGAAACCCCAAAACAGUGGAGUCAAGAAAGACCUCAAAGACCUCAAAGACAUAGAAUGUUUUAAUUGCCACAAGAAAGGCCACUACUCCUCGAACUGUCCCGAGCGAGCAGGAGCACUGUUCUGUACAGAGAGGCGAAUAGAUUACCAAGGACAAUCGAAUACAAAGAAAACAGAAGUCCAAGCCAAACCUAGUGUCGUAAAAACUGGCUCAGUUGAAGGAAAGAAAGUGGAUAAUAUCCUAUUAGACACAGGAUGCUCAAGAACUCUCAUUCGAAAGGACCUAGUUCCUCAGCAUAAGCUACUACACGGAGAAGUAGUUGCAAUUCGUUGUGCACACGGAGAUACAGUACUGUACCCCCUAGCAGAAGUCGAUUUGGAGGUGGAGGGAUACCUAAUUCAUGUGGAAGCAGCCAUCUCGGAUACACUCCCUAUGCCCGUACUCCUGGGCACAGAUGUACCCGAACUCACGGCGAUACUUAGAGGUGAUCCAACCACGAAGAAAGUGGUGCCUCAGCAGGCAUUGGCCGUGGUGACGAGAGCAAGUGCCAUAAAGCAGCGAGAAGAAGAGGAAAUGACUGCCCAAAAAGAAAAAGAGUCGGGCGCCCAUUCAAAAACACUUGGAGUUGAGAUGCAAUUGCCAGUCAAGGAAACUGUAGACAGCGAGAGUGAGUCAGAAGUACAAAACUUGGAAAUUAUUGACAACGAGAACUUAAGUGACGUGCCCUUUCAAGAUUUGGAGGAUGAACUGUUUAUCCCAAGUCGAAACAGAGAGACGCUCACAAGAAAGGAGAAACGCCAACAGCGAGCAAAACAUUUCGAAAAAUGCAAAAAUAUGCAGUCGGAAUUGCACCCAUUGGACAUUUCACUUUCUAAAUUCAAAGAAUUGCAGCAAAAGGAUGAUACCUUAAAACAGUGUGUCGAGGCAGCUGAAGGCAGCCCAUCAACAGCAGGGGUAGGGUUCUAUCAAAAUGAUGGCCUACUCUAUCGCAGGUGGAUACCCCCCAAACAAGGGGCGGACGGAGUGGAAGUGGAGCAACUGGUACUCCCAAGGCAUUGCCGAGAAGAAGUACUGAAAUUGGCCCACAGCGUACCUUUAGCAGGCCACAUGGGCAAAGAGAAGACUGCAAGGAGAAUUCUGCAACGAUUUUACUGGCCUACCUUAUAUCAAGAUGUAGCCAAGUACUGCAAAGGAUGUCUCACAUGCCAAAAAUCUACACAAAGCAGAACCAAACGAGCACCGCUCAUCCCACUCCCAACUAUUCAGGAGCCCUUCAAGAGAAUAGCGAUGGACAUUGUUGGUCCACUCCCAAGAAGCAAUUCGGGCAAACGCUAUAUUCUGGUUAUAUGUGAUUACGCGACCCGAUACCCUGAGGCUAUACCACUCAAAAGCAUCGAUGCCCCACACAUAGCCGAACAGCUGAUGACACUGUUCUCACGAGUUGGAAUACCAGAGGAAAUACUGACUGACCAAGGAAGUAAUUUUACUUCAACACUUCUAACGGAGAUUUAUCGGAUGCUCCAUGUACACCCCAUUCGUACCACACCAUACCAUCCCCAAACUGAUGGCCUAGUAGAAAGAUUUAAUCAAACUUUGAAAAGAAUGCUCAGAAAGGCAACAAAGGAUGAAGGAAAAGACUGGGACAAAGUAAUCCCAUAUUUACUAUUUGCAUAUCGUGAAGUACCACAAUCGUCCACAGGCUUUUCUCCAUUCGAGCUACUGUAUGGCCGAAGUGUUCGCGGACCACUCGAUAUCGUCCGAGAAGCUUGGCAGACUGACAAAUGCGAUAGUGUGAGCAUAAUCUCCUACAUCAUGAAGAUGCGAGAUCGACUCGAACGAGCGACACAAGUGGUAAAAGUGAAUCUGGAUAUAGCAAAACAGAUUCAAAAGACGUGGUAUGACCAAAAUUCCCGACAAAGAGAAUUCCACCAAGGGGAUCAAGUAUUAGUACUAUUGCCAACAUCUAGCAACAAGUUGCUCGCCCAAUGGCAAGGACCGUAUGAAGUGGUCAAACCAAUUGGCAAGGUGGACUACCUGAUCCACAUGUACGAUCGACGGAAAAAAAGAAGAAUAUUUCACGUUAACAUGUUGAAACAGUGGUAUGUACCCACCAAUACUGGCUAUAUAGCAGAAGAAAUUGAAGCUGAUUAUGUGGAUGAAGAUAUACCUACGUGGACAGACGAUAACAGUACCCAAAUACCGAUUGACAAGCGGGUUGACACCCCUCAGAGAGCCCAAUUGCAGAGUCUACUGGACAAAUACCAAGAUGUAUUCAAAAACCAACCAGGACGCACUUCGUUAACGGAACACAGAAUAAUCACUGGAGAUGCUCGUCCCAUUCGUUUACCACCUUACAGGAUACCACAUGCUCACAGAGAUGCAGUCAGAGAAGAAAUUGGCGAGAUGCUCGAGCAAGGUAUCAUAGAACCAUCCUCAAGUGCUUAUGGUUCCCCAAUUGUGUUGGUGACCAAAAAAGACAAAUCGCUAAGAAUUUGUGUGGACUAUCGGAAACUCAAUUGUCAAUCACAAGCCGAUGCCUAUCCCAUGCCCAGGAUAGAUGAUCUAAUUGACGGACUUGGACGGUCACACUAUAUCUCAACUCUGGACCUCACUAAAGGUUACUGGCAAGUACCUGUCGCUGUUGAAGAUCGACCCAAAACGGCUUUUGUCACACCGUUUGGUUUGUUUCAAUUCAAGGUGAUGCCAUUUGGACUACAAGGUGCCCCAGCGACUUUCCAAAGAUUGAUGGAUCGUGUGAUAGCUGGUCUCAGUGAUUUCACAGCAACUUAUCUUGAUGAUGUGAUAAUAUUCAGCGAAACGUGGGAGAAGCACCUGGAACACGUUCGAACUACUCUCCAACGACUCAGGAAAGCAGGAUUAACAGUCAAAGCAAAGAAGUCACAGUUUGGAGCAAAGUACUGUACGUACCUCGGACAUAUAGUAGGUGGUGGAGUGGUCCAGCCAGGCUCAACAAAAGUACAAGCAGUACGAGAAUUCCCAGUACCAGUUACUAAGAAGCAGGUCCGAACCUUUCUGGGACUAUCGGGUUACUACAGGCGUUUUAUCCCUCAGUAUGCCGAUAUAGCUUCACCUUUGACCGAUUUGACAAGGAAGGCUGCACCCAGCGACGUUAUCUGGACUGACACUUGUGAGCAAGCUUUCCAAAAGCUAAAGACUCUGUUGUCAACCUCACCGAUCCUUGCAAGCCCAGAUUUUACUCAACAGUUUAUUUUGCAAACAGAUGCUUCGGACAGGGGAAUUGGCGCAGUACUCAGCCAGCUAGAUGGAACUGGAAUGGAUCGCCCAGUGGCAUACUAUAGCAAGAAACUCUUACCUCGUGAAGAACGGUACUCAGUGAUCGAAAAAGAAUGCCUGGCAAUUAAAGCAGGAGUAGCCGCAUUCCAAGUGUACUUACUUGGCCGACCAUUUACAAUACAAACCGAUCAUCGCGCUCUCAUGUGGUUGAAUCAGCUGAAAGAUAAGAACUCAAGACUCACACGAUGGAGCUUGUCUCUACAGCCCUACAGAUUUGAAGUAGUGCAUCGAAAGGGAGUCGACAACAGUAAUGCAGAUGCACUGUCUCGUGCGCCAAACCCUAUUUGACGCUGGAGAACGGUGGAGGAAUGUGAUGGACUAAUGAGAAAAAAAUCUGAUUUUAAGUAUGUACAGAUGUAAUGGAAUGUACAGAUAUAAUGGAAUGUACAUAUCUAUAUUUAUAGACUCUAUUUUUAGACUGUGGAUCUCAGAUAAGUCUGAGUCACAUGUGUUUUUUUGUCAGUUCUCUCAAUUUAUUGAUUUUAUUAAAAUGA
Molecule: messenger RNA, 5322 nt
Organism: Halichondria panicea
Lineage: Eukaryota; Metazoa; Porifera; Demospongiae; Suberitida; Halichondriidae
Exons: 1
Coding region: 566-5116 (1516 amino acids)
Biological process (GO): DNA integration
Molecular function (GO): zinc ion binding; nucleic acid binding
Source: RefSeq, a predicted model, not a curated record